Molecule: messenger RNA, 608 nt
Organism: Ceraceosorus guamensis
Lineage: Eukaryota; Fungi; Basidiomycota; Exobasidiomycetes; Ceraceosorales; Ceraceosoraceae
Exons: 2
Coding region: 149-502 (117 amino acids)
Source: RefSeq, a predicted model, not a curated record
GCUAGCUAUAUAGCAUCAAAGCUCUUGCGCCCAACACAAGACCGGAUCGUCCGGCAUUCAGAGAGUCAUACCAUCUUCACUCUGACUGGCAAGUCGUGCUCUCCCUGUGCUUCAGCGCGAUUCCAUGACAGGCCGGAGGCUCAACAGCAUGUCGCUAUCCGACGUUUCCCCAGCUCUCAGCGCUCUGCUACACUUGUCGCACAUCCUGCCCAUCUUCCUAGCGCCGCACACCAAAGUUGAAGAAUCCUUCAGCACGCAAGCUAUUCACGACGUGCUAGUCUGGGGAUCUGAUGCCUUUUUGGCAUCACAUGCCAGUAUUCGUCAGGAUGCUUUGAGGCGCUUCGAUCAUUUGGAAUUUCCUGGUGCUGUGCCCAGGAGCUUCUUACCGCCAGCUGUGUUUGCAGCUAUCGCUGCACCUGUCCUUUUCGCGCUGCGACUGGCUGGGGUUGUGAGGGAUAGCUUCGAAGCCCAGACUGUACGUGAUUCGCAUACUGCUCGCUGAGCUUCAUCUCUGGAGCGUUCGACACCUCUACAGCGCCCUCGCAUCCUCUUCGGCCCAUACAGGUGCCGCGCAGUUCAAGGAGCCCAAUGUCAAAUCUACAAGCAAG